CACUGACUAAGCCUAGACAGCUAGGCACCAUAAUUUUGAGCAUAUUACUUAACAUAUGCCUCUAAUUGUCUUCUUGUCAGUGGAACACGUUUCAGCUAUCUUACAUUGCCAAAGUUCAUAUUUCGGCUUCGAUCUUCCACUAUUAAAUAGAGAUCAGAGUACUGAUUAAUUUUAUGUAGCAAAAAACUGAGUUAAGGCUGUGUUUGCUUCAACUUGUCAAAUUGAACGAUUAAUCAAUCGAUAUUUCAGCUGUCUCACAUGCAUCAAGCUAGUCAAGAAUAUCCCAAUCCAGUCCAGGAAUUAUGUGAAGCUAAUAAUUUGGCAGUAGAAAACAAGUCUCCAAGGAUGACUCUCCUUGCUAGCAUUGGUUACCAUGAGUAUUUCUCACCAGAGAUGUGGAGAGGAGCACUUACUGAGUUAGUAGCAACUGCAACCCUUAUGUUCACUCUUACCACCUCCAUCGUCGCCUGCUUGGACUCCCACGAGCCGGACCCUAAGCUCAUGGUCCCAUUCAUCGUCUUCAUCAUCGCCUUCCUCUUCCUCAUGGUCACAGUCCCUCUUUCCGGAGGCCACAUGAGCCCGGUCUUUACUUUCAUCGCUGUACUCAAGGGUGUCAUAACUUUUGCUCGCGCCUCCAUCUACAUCUUGGCACAAUGUGUUGGAUCAAUCAUAGGGUUUCUAAUAGUAAGGAGUGUUAUGAGCCAUAAUGCAGCACAGAAGUACUCCUUAGGGGGCUGCACCAUCGGCAGCCAUGUAUCAUCACCAGGGAUAAGCCCGGAAACUGCAUUCGUUGUAGAGUUCUCGUGCACAUUUGUAGUACUUUUCGUUGGCGUAACAGUGGCUUUCGACAAGAGAAGGUGCAAAGAACUUGGCAUAGCCAUGGUUUGUGCUGUGGUGGCAGGGGCUAUGGCAAUUGCAGUGUUUGUGUCCAUAACAGUAACCGGGCGGGCUGGCUAUGCAGGCGUGGGUCUAAACCCGGCUCGGUGUCUAGGCCCAGCUUUGUUGCAAGGAGGCAUAUUGUGGCAUGGGCAUUGGGUAUUCUGGGUUGGACCAUUUCUUGCUUGCAUUGUUUACUAUGGUUUUUCUGUGAAUUUACCAAGAGAAGGUUUAGCGUGGGUUGAUGGAGAGUAUGACUUCCUAAAGUUGGCCGGGGCUUGUCUGGUAAAUGGAAGCCCAAUUUCUCCUCAGAACAGAGCUAUGCCUAAAGUCUAACACAUGUUACAAACAAUUCUACAUAAAUUUUAUUAAUAGGCCAGUGCCUAGCGGUACUAGACCCUACUUCUUAAAUGGAUGUUAGGGGUUCAAGUCUCAGUAGAACCCUACUUCUUAAAUGGAUGUUAGGAGUUCAAGUCUCAGUAGAGGUACGUGUGUGUGAGUACUAAGUAAGAAAAAAAACAUUCUACAUAAAUUUUUAUUUGCAGAGAGAGUAAUUGCUACUGUCAUAGUAUAUGAAAAGUAAAAUAAAAAAAUAAAA
Molecule: messenger RNA, 1474 nt
Organism: Cornus florida
Lineage: Eukaryota; Viridiplantae; Streptophyta; Magnoliopsida; Cornales; Cornaceae
Product: aquaporin PIP2-7-like
Exons: 2
Coding region: 259-1212 (317 amino acids)
Biological process (GO): transmembrane transport
Cellular component (GO): membrane
Molecular function (GO): channel activity
Source: RefSeq, a predicted model, not a curated record